Molecule: messenger RNA, 1778 nt
Organism: Ostrinia furnacalis (Asian corn borer)
Lineage: Eukaryota; Metazoa; Arthropoda; Insecta; Lepidoptera; Crambidae
Gene: Coq6
Product: ubiquinone biosynthesis protein COQ6, mitochondrial
Exons: 10
Coding region: 149-1564 (471 amino acids)
Biological process (GO): ubiquinone biosynthetic process
Cellular component (GO): mitochondrion
Molecular function (GO): FAD binding; 4-hydroxy-3-all-trans-polyprenylbenzoate oxygenase activity
Source: RefSeq, a predicted model, not a curated record
AGUCAUUGUCAAUGUCAGUCAAUGUCAACAACAGCUGAUGGAAAAAAAGAUUUCUCUAACCAAAACAAUUUAAACGAUAGCCCUUGUUGUUAUUAUAAUAACAAGAGGAUAGUUCUGCGAAAUUACCUAUCAACAGGUAACUUUAGCAAUGUUGUUACGGAACAGUGUACAUCGGCUUUUUGCCGCAACUUUGAAGGAUACAAGAACCGCUACUGCUUGCCGUUCGUUGAGUUCUAUCAAUGAGGACAACGUGAGAGAAAAGUACGAUGUCAUCAUCGCUGGUGGUGGAAUGGUGGGAUGCACCUUAGCCUGCGCUAUGGGUAAAAACUCUCUUCUAUCCAAUUUGAAAGUGCUCCUAUUGGAAGGAAGCCCCAUGCAAAAAUUUGAACUGAAGCCUGAAUACAGUAAUAGAGUUGUAGCGCUGAACCAAAAUACAAAGAGCUUGAUGAACUCUCUUAAGAUUUGGAGGCAUGUGGAAAAAGCUCGGCUACAACCUGUCCGGCACAUGCAAGUUUGGGAUGCUUGCUCCGAUGCCCUGAUAUCUUUUGACAGUGCGGACAUGUCUGAUGAUGAUCUAGCAUACAUUGUUGAAAAUGAUCUGCUCUUGCACGCAGUGAAUACUGAACUUAUGGCAUCAGAUAUUAGAAAUGUCAAAAUUGUUUACGGAGCUAAGAUAGCAGAUUACCAAUUGGCUAAGAGCACAAAGGAGGCAUCUACUCAGAACUUGGUGAAAAUGAGCAACGGAGAUGUUUACGCCUGUGAUUUAUUGAUCGGUGCUGAUGGCGCAAACUCCGCCGUCCGCAAGGCGAUGGGUGUGCAGUACUUGUCGUGGAACUACGACCAGAUGGGAGUCGUGGCCACUUUACAUUUAGCUGAGGAAGUAAACAACGACAUAGCGUGGCAGCGAUGGCUGCCUACCGGUCCCGUUGCUCUGCUACCGCUCGACGCCACACGCAGCUCUCUUGUAUGGUCCACCUGGCAGGAUAACGCUAAGGAACUACUCAAGCUCUCUGACGAGUCCUUCGUGGAUGCCCUCAACGACGCUUUGUGGAAGCAGUAUCCUCGCAGCAGCAGCGUGGACGCGUGCAUGUCUUGGCUGGGCUCUUGGUUGAAGAGAGCCGGGCUGCCGGACGGGGAAGCGAGACAACUACCGCCCUCUAUCAAGAGCAUUGCGCCUAACUCACGCGCAGCCUUCCCGCUUGGUUUCGGGCAUAGUACGAGAUAUAUCGCUCCUGGUGUUGCGCUUGUGGGGGACGCCGCACACCGUGUUCACCCGCUGGCCGGGCAAGGAGUCAAUCUUGGUUUUGGUGACGUCAAGGACUUAACAACCUUCUUAGCAGAUUCCAUUUACACAGGCUUCGAAAUAACCCAUCACAGCUGGCUGCAAAAAUACGAGAGCUCCCGGCAACGGCAUAACGUGCCCACGCAGAUAGCAGUGGAUGCUCUGCACCGGCUGUACACGCUGCAGCUGCCACCAGCGGUCCUGGCGCGGAGCCUCGGGCUCCAGCUCACUAACGCCCUCCACCCCGUCAAGAAAAUGUUGAUAUCACACGCUACUACGUAAAUGGAUUCGAUUCUGUUGGAGUGAGACGACUUGAUCCUUGGAAAGGGUUUUUGGAUUCUAGAAUAACUUCUUUUUCGGAUUAAGAAUCUACCACGAUCACGAAAUAGUUAAAAAAUGUUUUAAUUAUUACUUAUUUGUAUAACUAUUUCGUGAGCACGACAACUAUUUUAAUUACUUAUGUCUAUGUAUUUAUUCGAAAUAAAAAUAUUACCUA